Messenger RNA from Tigriopus californicus, 602 nucleotides. Its product is annotated as spermine synthase-like. Bases 61 to 561 code for a protein of 166 amino acids. The record is from RefSeq and is a predicted model, not a curated record. Gene Ontology annotation, molecular function: spermine synthase activity. NCBI's taxonomy places the organism in Eukaryota, Metazoa, Arthropoda, Copepoda, Harpacticoida, Harpacticidae. Gene Ontology annotation, biological process: spermine biosynthetic process. The transcript is spliced from 3 exons.
CAUUCACAUUUCCUCUAGGGCAAAGAGGUUUUAAUCCUGGGAGGAGGGGACGGUGCUCUCAUGAACGAGCUCCAGAAGUUGGACAAGCCACCGAAGUUUGUGACAAUGAUUGACAUUGAUGAAAUGGUCAUGGAGGCGUGUAACGAGUUCAUGCCCACCGUUUGUGGCCCAUACCUUCGGAAGGACAACCGCGAAGGUCCAACACAUAAGAUCAUUGUGGGCGAUGCUGUGGCAUUCCUGGAAAACUGCUUGAAGGAAAAUCGUGCAUUUGACGUGAUCUUUGGGGAUCUCACGGACACACCAGUCUCGACGUCGCCCUUGGAAGACAAUGUCUGGGAGUUCAUCCGCUCCAUCAUCUCCAUGGGCAUGAAACUCAUCCGUCCCAAGACAGGCAAAUAUUUGACUCACGCCAACGGGAAGACCCUUCAGGAAGCCAUCGACGCCUACGAGAGAAUGGUCACCAGUAUCAAUGCCGGUCAAUGUCAAUUCAAGCGUUGGGAAAGCUAUGUGCCCUCAUUCAGUGAUACUUGGCUAUUCUAUGAGCUCACCAACAAAGACUGAAAUAUACUACAUCUCAGUGUGACUUUCACCAGUUGAACCAA